Penicillium odoratum is the source of this 2472-nucleotide messenger RNA. RefSeq lists its product as uncharacterized. The record is from RefSeq and is a predicted model, not a curated record. Gene Ontology annotation, biological process: cleavage in ITS2 between 5.8S rRNA and LSU-rRNA of tricistronic rRNA transcript (SSU-rRNA, 5.8S rRNA, LSU-rRNA). NCBI's taxonomy places the organism in Eukaryota, Fungi, Ascomycota, Eurotiomycetes, Eurotiales, Aspergillaceae. Gene Ontology annotation, molecular function: polynucleotide 5'-hydroxyl-kinase activity. Gene Ontology annotation, cellular component: nucleus. The transcript is spliced from 4 exons. Bases 1 to 2472 code for a protein of 823 amino acids.
AUGAUGAAACGCAAGGCUGAGAAACAACAGGUCGCAGGCCCCGUCAGUGCGAUUGCAGCUCGCAAAGCUCGGCAGCAACAAGCACAGAAUGUGACGGCAACAAGAAUCGAAGUGGUGGUUCAACCGGUCGCAGAACCACCUUCUAAGCGGCCCCGACGAUCUCUCGAUGGCACUCAAGUAACAAAGGCAAAUGACACAGAGUCCAAUGGUCGCCAGACAAGGUCAUCCAAAAACCAAGAAGUCCCAGUCUCUUUAGACACCACAGGCCGGCCAAGGAAAGCAACUCGAGCCCAUCAGUCGCUGUCUCAGGACAGGAUCGCGAAAGUGGAGGUACAGGAGGAAGUCAAGGACGAAGACAAAGAUGAAAAUGAAGAAUUGGACGAAACCUCAGUCAAUGGCCCCGAGGAGAUGACUGAGAAUGAGGUCGCAUCUGUAGCUGGUGAUGCCGAUGGCUACGAAUCGCCUACGGAAACAGUUGAAAUGCAAAACUUCCCCUUGUCUAAGGCUAGACUGAACAAAAACAGCAUAGUUUAUGCGGAUGAGAACACUUUGUGUAUUCGCAUCAAAGAGAAAACGAACUUGGCUAUUAUCGGCCAAUAUGAUCUUUGGGUGAAACGAGGAGUUGUCAGUCUUAUGGGUGCCAAGUUACCUCCCUCUCCGCGGGUGUAUAGGGUCUAUGCUCCCUCGACCCACUCAUUGCCUAUUAUCAAGUGCGUCUCCGGUGUAGAAGGCGAGGCAGAGGUGCAGAUCAAAUCCUGCAAUACUGGUCUUUCCCGUCUUCGAGACGUGUCUCCGCUGUAUCAGAAGGUCUGGAAUGGACAGAACACCGCUGUGGAUAAGGCUACUUUGAAAGGUGCUCACAAGAAUUUGCGGCGGUCUUUUUCAGUGCUUUAUACAUCGGCAGAUGAUCCCUUGAAGCGACACCUGCGACCUCUCCAUCUUGAUAAGAAAUGGAGUGCGUCUAUGAAAGCGCUCUCCGAGCGACAGGGACGCCUUCGAGUCCUGAUAUGUGGUCCAAAAGCGUCUGGAAAGUCUACUUUCAGCCGAUAUCUGCUGAACCAUGUUCUCAGUCCUGCUCCUGAAACGGAAAAUGGUUUUACCAAUACCGAUGGAGUUGCUUUCCUCGACUUAGACCCGGGGCAGCCAGAGUUUGCCCCCAUGGGCCAGGUCUAUCUAGCACAUCUUCGGGCUCCAUUCUUUGGCCCUCCAUUCACCCACCCUUCACUCGACUCGCGGGAUGGUCAAAUAUUGCGAUCUCAUCAUAUCGGGGCAACCUCCCCGAAAGAAGAUUCCGACCAUUAUGCCCUGGCUACAAUGGAUCUCCUGGAUGAGUACCACACAUUAUUGGCACAAUAUCCCCAGUGCCCUUUGAUUGUCAACUACCCGGGCUGGAUCUUUGGGCAGGGCUUAGAGGUGGCCACAUGGCUAGUCAAAUGCCUCGGUCUGUCUGAUGUUGUUUAUAUGAGUGAGAAGGGUCCCCAGGAGGUUGUCGAACCUCUACGGUCUGCUGCAGAUGAAGCUCGGGUCCCGAUGACAAUUUUACCGUCCCAGCCGACUGACUUUGUGAGCCGAUCAAGCGCUCAAUUACGCUCAAUGCAGAUUCAGUCUUACUUCCAUUCAUCUCAUCCCACGGACAUCAGUAAUCCGCUUUGGUCGGAGAUGCCUCUGUCGCGCACAAGGCCAAUGACUGUGAAUUAUGCCGGACUGAGGCAGGGGAUUUUGGGCAUUAUGGCUAUGGGCUCACAGAUCAGCCCCAACAUGCUCCGUGAAGUUUUGGAAGGAGCUAUUGUCGGCUUGGUAGCGAUCGAAUCUCCAAGUGCUAUUAUGGGCGCCUUUUCUUCAGAUGGGGUGGCUGCCGCCAGUGCAGAGGAGAGUGGGUCUGCUGAUGACCAAAUGGACCUGGACUCGGAGAAGCAUCAAACUAAUGGCUCGACCUCCUUUUCCCCAACUGACAACAUUGUCAGGACACCUGAAGGUCUGCCAUAUCUAUUCACGGGAUCUGGAAGCUGCACUCCCCUGAACCCCAAGGCCUCCAACUGCCUGGGGCUUGCACUGAUCCGUUCUGUGGAUGUCGAUUCACAAAAAAUCGAGCUUUCCACCCCUGUUCCGCCUUCGCGUGUUCGCGAUGUCAUCGAGCAAGGACAUAGCCUCGUGUUGGUUCGCGGCCAAUUGGAUAGCCCUAACUGGGCUGUUAGCGAGGAAUACCACGCUGCUCGAGCUGCAGAGCGACGCUACCAGCAGGUUGUCACCCGUGCUAAAAAGGGUGGAGAAUCUGCUGCUGACCAAGCCCAACACACUGAAACACUUGCCCUCCUUCGAGACAGGAUUCGGCGUGCAAGCAAUGUACCCUGGAUGAAGGUUGUGGAAGAUAAUAGUCGGCAUCAGCGGGAGGUAACUGCGCGACGGGAGAAAUCUCUCUGGAAGCUUAGGAAAAAGGCCUAUCCAGGAAGUGAGAGUGAGGCUGAUUAUUAA